UCGAGUCUCCCUGGGCUGGGCAGUGGCACGUGCGGAGCCCCGAGCCUGGGUGUUCUCCGAGCAUAGCCUGCGGGCAGCUGCCGCCCGAGAGACGAGGGAGGGGGCAGGAAGCGAGGUUCAAAGUCACGCGGCCGGAGCAGCCCAACUCAGGAAUUAGUGCCACAAAGAAAACCUGAUGCAACCUCUUCAGAUCCUUCCCCGCCGAUUACUUUCCGGGCUGUACUGUGGACUGAAAUCUCCAGUCUCCUCUGGAACCCGGAUUUGCCCAACAAUGGCUCGACCAAGUUCAAAUAUGGCUGAUUUUCGGAAGCUUUUUGCGAAAGCAAAGCACAUAGUCAUCCUUUCAGGGGCUGGCGUUAGUGCUGAGAGCGGAGUCCCGACUUUCCGAGGAGCCGGGGGCUACUGGAGAAGAUGGCAAGCUCAGGACCUGGCCACCCCGCAGGCCUUUGCACGAAACCCUUCCCUGGUGUGGGAGUUCUACCACUACCGGCGGGAGGUCAUGCUGAGCAAGGAGCCGAACCCGGGGCACCUUGCCAUUGCUGAAUGUGAGGCCCGGCUGCGUGAGCAGGGCCGACGGGUCAUGGUCAUCACUCAGAACAUCGAUGAGCUGCACCGCAGGGCUGGCACCAAGAACCUUCUGGAAAUCCAUGGUAGCUUAUUUAAAACCCGCUGUACCUCUUGUGGCGUUGUGGCUGAGAAUUACAAGAGUCCCAUUUGUGCGGCUUUAUUGGGGAAAGGUGCUCCAGACCCCGAAGCUCAAGAUGCCGGAAUCCCAGUGGAGAAACUUCCCCGGUGCGAAGAGGCCGGGUGCGGGGGUCUGCUGCGACCCCAUGUGGUGUGGUUUGGAGAAAACCUGGAUCCUGCCAUUCUGGAAGAGGUUGACAGAGAGCUGAACCUCUGCGACUUGUGUCUAGUGGUGGGAACUUCCUCCGUGGUUUAUCCUGCCGCCAUGUUCGCGCCCCAGGUGUCUGCCCGGGGAGUGCCAGUGGCCGAAUUCAACAUGGAAACCACCCCGGCCACCAACAGAUUCAGCUCUCCUCUACUAAGUAAUGAAAACAAAUCAUCACGGUAGAAAAGUAACAAAACACAGGUCGGGGAAAAAGAAGAAAAUAAGAGCAGAAUCCUUCUACAAGCCCCAUCCUUCUACAAUCCGCCUUUCAUGCCCUGGACUGAGCAGCAGCUCCUGGGCGUCCGCUGUGUGUGUCUUCAGAGGAAAUUGAACUUGGUAGUUUUCCUGCAAGUUAAGAAGAGAAUCCUGGCAGUUAAGGACAUCAUUUCGUAAGUUGGGCCUCCUGAAACUACAGACCUGACCCAGCCGCUUCUCUUUCUCAGCCAAAACUGUUCAGCUUCACGUCCUGAAAAGCUGCUGUGUCUCCUUUCAGACAGACCGGCUACUUGCUCGUUAGAAACUUUGAUCAAAUUUGACAAGCUACUCAUUGACCCGGCACCAACGACAUGAACCACGUUCUGUUUGUUGGCUUCUUGGGGGAGCUGCGGCUGUCCUUACCACUAAGUCUGGGAGUUUUCCCAGAUGAGUGUAACUGACCAGCAAGGACAGUCGUGCUUUUAUCUAGGAGUCAUCAAAGCUGACAUUUACAAGAGAUGGAGGUGAUCCUCUUACCUGUCUCAACUUUUCAGACAGGGAACCAGGCCCAGAGCAAUUGAGUGUUUGAACACACAGCCUAACAAGGGCAGAAUUUUCUCUUCCAUCUCGUGUGCUAGAUUUGGGUUGAAAUUUACGCUAGGUCAGCAAACUGCUUCCUGUACGUCAAAUUCACCCCGCAUCUGUGUUU
Lutra lutra (Eurasian river otter) is the source of this 1793-nucleotide messenger RNA. RefSeq names its product sirtuin 5 (gene SIRT5). The record is from RefSeq and is a predicted model, not a curated record. Lineage: Eukaryota; Metazoa; Chordata; Mammalia; Carnivora; Mustelidae. The transcript has 9 exons. Gene Ontology annotation, molecular function: protein-malonyllysine demalonylase activity; NAD+ binding; protein-succinyllysine desuccinylase activity. Bases 176 to 1072 code for a protein of 298 amino acids.